GUGCAGUCGCUCGGUCAGAUGGCCCGGCUGGCGCCCUCCCUGGAGAAGCGACUGAAGCAUGGUCAGCUGCGCAGCAGGGAGCUUUGCGAAGUUGUAUCCGCGCUCCAGCGAUCGAAGUUCUUUGAUGGUGGCUUGUUCGAAGUCCUUGCGGCGGAGCUGCGUCGCGCGUUCGAUCGGCGGUCGCUCAGCGCGGCCGAAGUCAUCACCACCAUCGCCACCUUGGGAGAGCUGAACGCCUACAACCAGCGUGUCUUCGAGGCAGCGUGUGAUGCCUUGGAGAAGGAGCUGCCGCGCCUCCCGGAGGCUUUACGCCUUCGACUUGACAGUGCGCUGAAGCAGGUAAACCACAAUCCGUCCGAUAGCUUCGUGCGAAUUCUUCGGAAUGUGGUGGGCCCUGGCUCCGAUCGGAGGCAAGCAUGUCCCAUGUUCUGGCGCGGCCAGUGCAAGUGGGGGCCGAAAUGCAAGCUCUCUCACGACAGCAGCUCCUUCGAGACUACCAUGGAGAGCGGCGCGUGGAGGCCGCCCUCACAGAGCGGUGGCAAGAGUGUUGGCUUCAAGCAGUCCUCCGACCUAUUCAAAGCUGACAGGUGCGGUGCACUGUGGUGA
Messenger RNA from Symbiodinium sp. CCMP2592, 606 nucleotides. NCBI's taxonomy places the organism in Eukaryota, Dinophyceae, Suessiales, Symbiodiniaceae. The record is from the annotation of a GenBank genome assembly.